Messenger RNA from Perkinsus marinus ATCC 50983, 847 nucleotides. RefSeq lists its product as hypothetical. Bases 71 to 721 code for a protein of 216 amino acids. Lineage: Eukaryota; Perkinsozoa; Perkinsida; Perkinsidae. The record is from RefSeq and is a predicted model, not a curated record. The transcript has 10 exons.
GUCGAUUCCUCCAACGUCGUAUCCGUUGCUUACUGGCUUGUUAUCGAUUCGAAAGGCCCCCAAGUGGUCUAUGAAGAGUCGAGGUCCGUCGUCUCUGAUGAAUUCUGAGGCCGUCAAGGUGCCAGGUCCUGGUGCAUAUGCGAGUGAUAACGCGACCGUUGAUGCCAGCAAAUACCCCACAUCACCACGAUUCGCUUUCGGUACGGCUCCUCGGGAUCAGGUGACCUGCAAGAAAUUGGGCACUACCAUACCUGGUCCGGGAGCCUACACUCCCAGAGACGUUGAGCUACCAUCGGCUACACGAUGUGCAUUUGGUCGGUCGAAUCGGACAUCUAUCGCUGAUAAGACGAAUGAUUCCCCCGGGCCAGGAUCGUACAGUCUGAGUCGCUCCCUAGGAGGACCGAGCUACUCCACUGGAUCUAGACGGGAUGGUCCCCGGUCCACUCGGCCAAGGGAGCCGGGGCCUGGCCAAUACGCGUCUCCGACAGCCUCAGCUGUAUCCGGCCAUGAGGCUGCACCGAGCUGGGGAUUUGGCACUUCACAGAGGCCUCCUAUUGGUUCCUCGGGGUUUACAUCCGCCCGUCGUACUGAGGCAGACUCAUCACGAGGGCCAGGUCCGGGUACAUAUGAGGCGGGCAGCUGUAUCGGACCUAAGACAAGUUCGAGUGCACCACGGUUCACCAUGCGGCAACGACGGAGGUCAUCGAAAAAAAGAUCCUAGCCCGGGCCCUGGAGCUCAUGGGGGUGCUUACACCCAGUUUGGAUACUGAUUGUUAUGGAGUUCUUCUUGUUGUUGUUUCAUGAGAGUAUAUUUAGGUGGUGUAAUUAUGAUGAUCGUCAUGAUGGU